CCAAAGCGAAGGGGGGUAAAGGGUAAAAAGGUCAAAAGUGGAAGCUCCAGCUUUUCACGCAGCUGUCUCGCCGCCACCGGUCCCCACCGCCCCGGCCGCCCGCGAUCCUCCCGUGCCCCGCCGCGAUGGCUGCCGCCGGCAAGCCCUACCCCGCCGCGCCGCCGCAGGCGCCGUCGGCGGCGAAGGGGGUCUUCAUGCGCCGCAUCUUCCCCUUCCUCCUCGCGACCAACGUCUUCAUCGGAGUUUAUGUAUUUGCAAAGACCUACAAAAGAGACCAGGACAAGAAAAAUGCUGGGGCCGCCGCUGCGGCUGCGGCUGCUGCAGCAUUGUCGUCCCCAACAAUUGCAACUUCCAAGGCUGCAGAUCCUAUCCCUCCACCGGCACCCGAAAGGGUUCUCCCACCAAUAUCUGAAGAAGAGCAGCGACAGGUGUACAAGUGGAUGCUGGAAGAGAAGCGGAAGAUCAAACCACGCAGCUCCGCUGAGAAGAAAAAGAUCAAUGAGGAGAAAGCUCUUCUCAAGGAGUUCAUCCGGGAAGAGUCUCUCCCUAGGUUGUGAUGAUUGCACCAAUUGCCUUGUUGGUCUCGAAUGUCUGAAACUACUCGCCUUGUAAGCUGGCACAAGCAGUAGCAUUUUUUGUAGUCGCAUAUCUCAUCAUUCGAUAACCAAAAGGUGGGGUUAUCCUAGUUUCCUGGGAACUGUUUCCUGGCGACCAAAAAUUACCUUGGUCGGGGAUACCCAGGAGACGUUUCUCAAGAAGCGAAUUGCUGUCGUCGAGUGUUUUUGCCCAUUUGAUCUGCUGUCAACGUUUAUGCCUGGCGAUUCUGAUGUAAGAUGUGAAUUCAGCUAUUCAGCCAAAUAUCUAUGUUUCCUUGUUGAAUA
Molecule: messenger RNA, 881 nt
Organism: Phragmites australis (common reed)
Lineage: Eukaryota; Viridiplantae; Streptophyta; Magnoliopsida; Poales; Poaceae
Exons: 2
Coding region: 126-557 (143 amino acids)
Source: RefSeq, a predicted model, not a curated record